Messenger RNA from Lathyrus sativus (Indian pea), 1227 nucleotides. The record is from the annotation of a GenBank genome assembly. Lineage: Eukaryota; Viridiplantae; Streptophyta; Magnoliopsida; Fabales; Fabaceae.
AUGGGAGUUUGUUUAAGCGCUCAAAUCAAAGCUGAAACUCCUUAUAACACUGGGUUAAAUUCGAAGAACUCGGCUUCAGCUGGAAAUGAUCUGAGUAGCUCAAACAGUAGGGUUUCAGCUGCAUCAGUGCCUCAGACUCCUCGAAGCGAAGGUGAAAUCUUGCAGUCAUCCAAAUUAAAGAGCUAUACCUUAGCAGAACUUAAGUCUGCCACUAGAAAUUUUCGGCCUGAUAGUGUGUUAGGAGAAGGUGGUUUUGGAUCUGUUUUUAAGGGUUGGAUUGAUGAGAAUUCGUUGUCUGCUGCUAAACCUGGUACUGGAAUUGUUAUUGCUGUUAAGAGACUUAAUCUUGAAAGCUGCCAAGGUCACAGAGAGUGGUUGGCCGAAGUCAACUAUCUUGGACAAUUUUCUCAUCCUCAUCUGGUGAAAUUGAUUGGUUAUUGCCUUGAAGAUGAACACCGCCUUCUUGCCUAUGAGUUUAUGCCUCGUGGAAGCUUGGAGAAUCACUUAUUCAGGAGAGGAUCAUAUUUUCAACCUCUUUCAUGGAGCUUGCGUGUGAAGGUUGCUCUUGACGCCGCCAAAGGGCUUGCGUUUUUGCACAGUGCUGAAAAUAAAGUGAUAUAUAGAGAUUUCAAGACUUCGAAUGUCUUGUUGGAUUCUGAUUAUAAUGCAAAGCUUUCUGAUUUCGGGUUGGCAAAGGAUGGUCCAACUGGUGACAAAAGUCAUGUCUCCACCAGGGUAAUGGGAACCUACGGAUAUGCAGCUCCUGAGUAUCUAGCCACAGGUCAUCUUACUACGAAGAGUGAUGUCUAUAGUUUCGGAGUUGUCCUGCUUGAAAUGUUAUCCGGUAAGAGGGCAGUUGACAAGAAUAGACCGUCUGGACAACACAACUUGGUGGAAUGGGCUAAACCAUAUCUGGCGAACAAACGUAAGAUUUUCAACGUGAUUGACAGUCGGCUCGAAGGGCAGUAUUCAGCAGACGAGUCCUUCAAGGUAGCCACCCUUGCUUUGCGAUGCCUAUCGACAGAAUCCAAGUACAGGCCCAACAUGGAUGAAGUUGUUAAUAUUUUGGAGCAGCUGAAGGUUCCGAAUGUGAAUGUAGGAAAUCAAAAGCGACAUCGGAGAAAAAGUGCUGAUGACGUUAGCCAUGCAAAGAACAACACAUCUCGUGCUAGUUCGAAGAGUCACAAUGCUUAUCCGCGUAUCUCAUUGUCGCCUCUCUAUACUUGA